Lactuca virosa is the source of this 2150-nucleotide messenger RNA. The record is from the annotation of a GenBank genome assembly. Lineage: Eukaryota; Viridiplantae; Streptophyta; Magnoliopsida; Asterales; Asteraceae.
AUUUUACAUUUAAAACAUAAUGUUACUGUUAAUGUUUAUCGUUAAUCCCAUAUCCUUCUUUGUCUUCGUUCAGUCCACACCAUUGUUUCUCUCUCCACACGAAUUUUGAUUUGAAUUCAAAAUGGAAAUCACACAGAACUCUCUUUUCCCCUCUUUCCUCUAGGGUUCUUCAUAAUCGCUUACCAAAUCUUCCAUUAAAUUAUCAAGCUUCUUCUCAUCAUUGCACUCAUAACCUCCAGGUGCCGCUUUCUCUCUUCUGAUUCGAACCUCAACAUGAUCCGAUUGCACUCCAAAAGUCAAUCCACUUCGACUCUUACAGACUUUAAGGUACGAGCUUAACUGAUUCUUGUUAGGGUUUUCAAAUAUGAAUUGGCUUAAUAGAUUCUAGAAACGAAUGCGGUUUGGGAUGUUUCGAGGUUGAAGCUUUGAUUGAUUGGGAAUAAAAGAGGUUUAACAAGUUUCGGGAUUAGGGUUUUUGUGGGGGAUAUGAUUAAGCAAAUACUAAAUAAGCUUCCGAGGAAGCCAUCUUCCAAAUCCUCACACAAUAAUGAAGGAAACAACGAAACGGAUUUGGUUGCCAUGAGUUCGAGUAAAAGCAAUUCAUCAUCUUUGUCUAAAUCGAAUAAUGAAACUCGUAAUUCAACUGUUAAGUUAAAUCAUGGUAAGAAAUCAGGUACAGUUGCAGCCAUUCAAGUGGUGCAGGUAUCGGAUCAUGGUUCUUAUGAAGCGUUACCUAGUUUUCGAGUAGUAUCAAGUUCAGAGAAACACAAUUUAUUCAUCAAAAAGUUGAAUAUGUGUUGUGUAGUGUUCGAUUUCAGCGAUCCGUUGAAGAAUUCAAAAGAAAAGGAUGUGAAGAAACAGACUCUACUCGAGCUUGUUGAUUAUGUCUCAUCAGUUUCCUCAAAAUUCAACGAAGUUACAGUGCAGGAAAUCACGAAAAUGGUGUCUGCAAAUCUGUUUCGAUCUCUCCCUGAUACUACUACUCAUGAAAGCAAACUGCUAGAUGUUUACGAUCAAGAAGACGAUGAAUUCAGAAUGGAUCCAUCAUGGCCGCAUCUUCAAGUUGUGUAUGAAUUCCUUCUUAGAUUUGUGGCUUCUCCCGAAACAGAUCCUAAGCUUACAAAACAAUAUAUAGAUCAUUCCUUUGUUUUAAGAUUGCUUGAUCUCUUCGAUUCUGAAGAUCAAAGAGAACGGGAGUAUUUGAAGACAAUCAUCCACCGGAUUUACGGAAAGUUCAUGGCACAUCGUCCGUUCAUCAGGAACGCAAUCAACAACAUCUUCUACCUUUUCAUUUUUGAAUCAGAAAAACACAACGGAAUAGCCGAAUUGCUCGAGAUUUUGGGGAGUAUAAUCAACGGAUUUGCUCUGCCAUUGAAGGAAGAGCAUAAGCUUUUUCUCGCUCAUGUCUUAAUCCCCCUCCACAAGCCCCGAUGUUUAUCCACGUAUCAUCAGCAACUCUCGUAUUGUGUUGGUCAGUUCAUCGAGAAAGAUUUCAAGCUUGCAGACACGGUGAUUCGAGGAUUACUCAAGUAUUGGCCAGUGACCAAUAGUUCAAAAGAAGUCAUUUAUCUUAGCGAAUUGGAGGAGAUUCUAGAAGCCACCAAGUCGGCAGAGUUUGAACGGUGCAUGGUUCCUUUAUUCCGGCAGAUCGGCCACUGCCUUAAUAGCUCUCAUUUCCAGGUGGCAGAGCGUGCGUUGUUCAUGUGGAACAACGAGCAUAUAAGGAAUCUAAUAAGUCAAAAUCGGAAAGUGAUUUUGCCGAUUAUCUUUCCGGCAUUAGAGAAAAACACACGGUGUCACUGGAAUCAAGCCGUUCAAAGUCUGACUGUAAAUGUCAGGAAACUAUUUUCCGACGCCGAUCAGACACUGUUCGAGGAGUGCCAGGUCAGGUAUCGGGAAGAUGAAACGAAGGAGAAAGAGAGCGUCGCAAAGCGACAGUCAAACUGGAGCCGCCUGGAUGCCAUAGCCGCCGCUAAAGGUUUGACCGGCGAUCAUUUAGUCGUCUCAAGGUUUACCUCUUCUCUCACCAUCACCGCCACCACUGCAACCACCGUGAAAUGAUGAGGUGGUGGCAGUUGAAUUGUCUAUCACUUAUCGAUCGAAAUCAUUGGUCUAAGGUUGACCAGAUAUGCACAAGAAUCGAAGAAGGU